UCUUGUACAGUACUAGUAGAUUUCAGAGGCGGCGGCAAUAAGCAACUGUAAAUGGCGGGAAUCAACGAAUUCCAACAAGAAGGAGGAGAGGAGAACAAUACUAGUUCGAAGUUCGAAUGGGAUGAAAACUCUCAGCUUUAUUAUCACUCCAGCACCGGUUUUUAUUUUAAUCCACAAGAAGGCUGGUACUAUAGCAGUAGAGAUGGUCUGUAUUACAAAUUUGAAGAUGGAAAUUAUGUGCUUCUCAAUUCAGAUUUGAAUCCGGUUGAGCAGUGUAAAGCUUCCAAUAAUUAUGAAAGGACGGAUUCUGAUAAAUUUGAUGUAGAUAACCAAUGCAUGCCUGUAGAUGGUGAUAAAGAUGGAGAAGGCCUAGCUGAAAGGCUUGGAACAGUUUCUGAUGAAUGCACCACGGAUGACUUUCAGUGUGUCAACAAUCAUCUGGAAGGUCCACCUCCACCAUCAGAAUGGCUUGAAGAUACACUAAUUGAUCUUUAUUUAUCUGGGUAUCCGAACCAAGCUGCCAGCACUGCAUCUGACAUCACCAUGGAUUCAAUGACUAAUGAUAUAGAUGCCUUAGAUAUGACAGCAAGUGGACAGAAUGAUGCUUAUGAACUAGAAGAAGGUGAAUGGAUUCCAGAUGACCUUGGUUCAAUCGAUUCGAGCAGAAACAUCACUGAUGAAGGUGCCUCUUGGGAAGAAGAUAACUGGCGAGCACAGUAUGGUCAAGUCACUGAGCCUUAUGAAGAAUUGGCUCUAGAUAUCCAAAUGGUCGAUUUGUGGGAUUGGAAAAUGAUCAGAGAGACCAGAACCAGCAAAGGUGGAAAACAUUCAAUUGCCAAGUUGGUUGGAAGACUGGUAAAAAGCUCCUCCAAGCUUCAUCCAUCAGUACCAUCAGGUGGCAUCCGACUAAAGACUGCUCCAAUUCGUGAAGCUCAUCGUGAUCUCAUUCGAGUUACAUCAGGCCAGAUAUAUAGACUGAAGAGACCUAGCUCACAAUACUUGGCAUCUGUAUUGACUUACGAUUCAUCAAACCCGACAAGAGAUUGGGGAUUUCCACCACUUUCACUUAAUAGUGAAAUCCAACAACUUCCAAGGAUUGUUGGACCUGGUGCUUUUGAGGAAGCUUCUUCACCAUCAGAGCAUCCUCAUGUGCUAAAGAAGGCGAAGCAACAAUAUGCAUAUAGGGACAGGGCUGCUGAGAGAAGAACUUUACAUGGUGGUUUUGGUGUUGGUCCUGGGCAAAAGAAGGCACCAAAUGAUGCUGACUCAGCUCCAUCAUCUCCCACUUCGGCUUGUCCAGAAGAAGCUGCAGCUGAAUCCCUGAAUAUUUCGUUUGGGGCAGGCAGCUAUGCAAGGCGACUUCUGGAGAACAUGGGCUGGAAGGAGGGGGAGACACUUGGCAAAAGCACUAAGGGUCUUGUGGAGCCGUUGCAGGCAAUUGGCAACAAAGGAAAUGCAGGAUUGGGUUGGGAUGAUAGCAGAAAAAAGUUCUUGUACAGCGGAAGUGGAUGUUGAAAGAAAGGUCAUCAAGAACAGUUCCAGACCUUUUUUCUUCGGUCUUUAACUGUUAAGUUAAUAAAUUUUUAUCUCACGUCAAGUCCGGGAAGUGGAAGAUGAAAGAAAGAAAGAUCAUCAAUAUCCUAGCUCUUGACCCUUUUUUCCCCAGUGUUGUACUGUUCAGUCAAUAAAUUAUCAUCUCAUCUCAAGUUCUUGGGAAGAUACUUGAACAACUUGAAAUAUUUCAAUGUAAGGAAGAUAAAUAGAACCAGUGUUCUUGUAAUAUCUAUAUCUAGAAUUUCGAUAUUGGCUAGCUUCUAUGAUGAAUGAAUGAAAGAUAGGCCUUAAAAAUUUA
Coffea eugenioides is the source of this 1852-nucleotide messenger RNA. RefSeq lists its product as uncharacterized. Lineage: Eukaryota; Viridiplantae; Streptophyta; Magnoliopsida; Gentianales; Rubiaceae. Gene Ontology annotation, cellular component: nucleus. Gene Ontology annotation, molecular function: RNA binding. The transcript is spliced from 10 exons. The record is from RefSeq and is a predicted model, not a curated record. Gene Ontology annotation, biological process: mRNA splicing, via spliceosome. The coding region runs from base 52 to 1515 and encodes 487 amino acids.